CUUCACUUAAUCAGGUGGUUUAAGUAAUUUCUGAUUUAUAGAUUUUCAUAAACUUUCAAUUUACUUGAACUUGCUUCCGGUUGUCAACCAGUCCAGACAACUACUUACACAGUUGGGGAGGGAGCAACCGACGGGCUCUUCCUUUAUCGUCCCUUUCUAAAUUGGAAUCUGCAACACUAUCUCCUCUCUCUUCCAAAUACGCGCUACUUACACAGUUGGGAGGGAGAACCGACGGGCUCUUCCUUUAUCGUCCCCUUCUAAGUUGGAAUCUGCAACACUAUCUCCUCUCUCUUCCAAAUACGCGGAAGAGAGAUAGAGACGAUUGCUUUGGAUUCCUUACUGAUCAGGUAAGAGGGGGCCACUGGUUACUGAUCAGGAAAGAGGGGGCCACUGGUCUCAGCGUUAGACUACACAGAAGAGAUCAAUCAAUCGGAUCGAGAGAGAGAAUGGCUCUCAAGGCAGUAACCCUAACCCACGUGCGCUACGAGAAGGGGGACAAGCUGGGGCACUUCCUUGCCUGGGUGUCCCUCCUGCCCGUCUUCAUAAGUCUGGGGGGCUUCGUCUCCCAUUUCAUCUUCCGCCGUGAGCUCCAGGCCAUGUUCUUUGCCCUUGGCCUCCUCAUCUCGCAAUUCCUCAAUGAGCUCGUCAAGACAUCCGUCCAACAGUCCCGUCCUGAGACCUGUGCGGUGCUUGAGAUGUGCGACUCUCAUGGCUGGCCCUCCUCGCACUCCCAAUACAUGUUCUUCUUCGCCACAUAUUUUACGCUUCUCGUCCGCCGAGGCUUAGGGGUCUCAGGGCGAGCUGAAAGGCUUUUGGUUGGUUUGAUUCCCUGGCCUCUUGCUUUCCUGACUAUGUAUUCUAGGGUUUAUCUGGGGUAUCACACUGUUGCCCAGGUUUUUGCUGGGGCGGCUCUUGGAGCGGCUCUCGGGGUUGUGUGGUUUUUGGUGGUAAAUUCUGUUGUGAUUGAUUGGUUCCCCAUGAUCGAGGAGAGUGCCUUCGGGAGGUAUUUUUACAUCAAGGAUACUUCUCAUAUAAAAAAUGUGCUUAGGUUCGAGUACGAGAAUGCGAGAGCAGCAAGGAAGACAUUUGCGGCAAAGAAAGAAGUGGCGGAUUGAAUUGAUUGAGGGAUUUGGAGAUUGCACAAUACACAGGAAGCUGGAUCAUAUCCCUGCAGCUGGUCGAAGAAGCUGGUAUUUGUCCAACUGAUAUCAGAUAAUUGAUUAUUAGCAAUGGCUCAUUUUGUUGUCCUUAUGUAUUAGUUCGAUAUCCAUUAUGUAAUAACAUUCUUCAUAUUCUUCCUUGGAAUCCAGGCGUUUGGGAUACUGUUAUCAAGCAUAGGGUCUGCAAGUUCUAUUCCCUCAAAGGAGAACGUGUCUAGGGACGAGUCACUAAACAGAGUAUUGGGGUCAUGUUCCACAAAUAAUUGUGUAUGAUUGACAUGGAUUCGAAGGGUAAGAUAUUAUAAACAAAUCAAGUAAGAGAUUAUUAAA
Amborella trichopoda is the source of this 1490-nucleotide messenger RNA. RefSeq names its product Phosphatidic acid phosphatase (PAP2) family protein (gene LPPGAMMA). Gene Ontology annotation, molecular function: dolichyldiphosphatase activity. The record is from RefSeq and is a predicted model, not a curated record. Gene Ontology annotation, cellular component: endoplasmic reticulum membrane; intracellular membrane-bounded organelle. Gene Ontology annotation, biological process: lipid biosynthetic process; protein N-linked glycosylation. NCBI's taxonomy places the organism in Eukaryota, Viridiplantae, Streptophyta, Magnoliopsida, Amborellales, Amborellaceae.